AUGGAGUCGGAAGGAAAACUUCCUCAACCAGACAAUGCCGACGAAGCAACGCCUCUUCUAGGGAACCAGUCUUCAAAUUACCGGUCCACAGACGACAUAAAGCCUAGAUUCACGGUCUCUGAGGAUGAUCUCGAGUCAAGGUUGCCGUCGAGGGGUUAUGCGUUGGAAGACGACGCGGCCUUGGUCACCCUGGCCAAGGUAAGCUCGAUUCCUCAAGGAUUGGAUAUUGAACCGGACCUCGAGCGAAUCUUCCCCACUACAUCAGCGACCGAUGAUGCAGGUGGCAGCACCAAUGAGGAUACAAGCUAUGCUGCUCGGUUCCUGAAUGUCAGUCCCAUGCGGUUCUGGUUGAUCUUCUCGGGCGUUCUUCUCGGGUACGUGAUCGGUUUUUUUGACUCAACUUUGAUGGCUUCCAGCCAUCCAGUCAUCACGUCUCACUUUCAUGCCUCGAACUCCGCUUCCUGGCUGUCUACCGCGUUUCUGUUGACCUCUACCGCGUUCAUGCCCCUGUUCGGCCGGGUGUCUGAUACUUUUGGCCGGCGUCCGGUCUACUUAUUCUCCAUCUUUGUUUUCUUCGUGACCACUGCCUGGUGUGCCAUGGCGCAGAGUAUCGGCAGCUUCAUUGCAGCGAGAGCCCUGUGUGGGCUCGGAGCGGGCGGCGUGACUUCCCUGGGAAUGAUCAUCUCCAGUGACCUCGUCCGGAUUGAGUACCGUGGAGUGUACCAGUCUUACAUUAACCUCUCUCUGGGCGUCGGCGGCUCCUUGGGUCUUUCGCUCGGGGGAUUUCUGUGCGACCAAGUAGGAUGGCGAGGUGCGUUUUACGUACAACUACCCUUCAUCUUCGUCUAUUUUAUAGUCACAGCAUGGACCGUGCCUGCCGACCUGGGUAUCAAAAUGGUGGGUUCCGGACGGAUGACAAUCAUACAGUUGCUCCGAAGCGUUGACCUGACGGGAUCCUGCCUCCUGAUUAUCGGCGUGACAGCGCUGAUCGCGGGUCUCAACCUAGGCGGCAAUGUCUUCAGCUGGAGCCACCCUCUUGUAAUCUCCUCCUUGAUUCUAUCUGCGAUCUUUGCUGUACUGUUUGUGAAAUAUGAGCGACAUGUUGAGCGUGCUGUCAUGCCCAUUAGCCUUCUCACCAAGAACCCCCGAGCCAGCCUGAUCUUCGGGAACUUCUUUGGAGCCAUCGCUGUCAACACAGCCUUCUUCAAUGCCCCUCUGUACUUUCAAGCGGUAAAACUCGCGACACCCACGGAAUCUGGCCUCCGACUGAUAGCCCCAUCGCUUGCAGUCACCAUGUCCAGCGUUGGUACGGGCUUCCUCAUCACUCGGACUAGGCGCUGCAAGCCGACUAUUGUUUUGGGCGGGUUUUUACUAGUCCUUGGAGGCAUUGCCACAGCGACAAUUGGGGCCGACACUCCUGACUGGCUGGCAAUGCUCUCUCUGUCCUUCGCACCUCUCGGUCAAGGCUUCUCCUUCCCCUCUCUGAUGAUCUCUGUGCUUGCCACCAGUGAACAGGACGAACAAGCCGUUUCCACCACCACUCUGGGAUUGUUCAGAAAUUUGGGAACCGUGCUAGGCGUUUCGAUCAGCAGCUGGAUCCUCCAGAAUUCCCUAGUCCUAGAACUUGAGAGAAUGGUCACUGGUCCUGAAAAGCAAGAUAUCAUUCUUCUAGUGCGAAAAUCGGUUCGUGCCAUUGCCGAACUAGAUCCUUUGCAUAAGCAGCAAGUUAUCGAAGCAUACGCAGCCUCUCUUCGCAUCACCUUGGGUUCGGUAGCCCUCUGGGCUUCCUUCAUGUUCCUACUACAUUUUCGACUGCGUCUCCCGGUCCUGGGUAGCAAGAGAACAUGA
Messenger RNA from Penicilliopsis zonata CBS 506.65, 1848 nucleotides. RefSeq lists its product as hypothetical. Gene Ontology annotation, biological process: transmembrane transport; basic amino acid transport. The transcript is spliced from 2 exons. Gene Ontology annotation, molecular function: basic amino acid transmembrane transporter activity. The coding region runs from base 1 to 1848 and encodes 615 amino acids. Gene Ontology annotation, cellular component: fungal-type vacuole membrane. NCBI's taxonomy places the organism in Eukaryota, Fungi, Ascomycota, Eurotiomycetes, Eurotiales, Aspergillaceae. The record is from RefSeq and is a predicted model, not a curated record.